Molecule: messenger RNA, 1113 nt
Organism: Neoarthrinium moseri
Lineage: Eukaryota; Fungi; Ascomycota; Sordariomycetes; Amphisphaeriales; Apiosporaceae
Exons: 2
Coding region: 1-1113 (370 amino acids)
Biological process (GO): protein phosphorylation
Molecular function (GO): protein kinase activity
Source: RefSeq, a predicted model, not a curated record
AUGGCAGGCCGUGUGCGGCACCCCAUCGACGUCAAGGCGCUUGAGCGCUACAUCGAGCAGCAUGCCCCCGAGAUCAAGACCCCGCUGGACGUGAAGCAGUUCGGCUUCGGCCAGUCGAACCCGACCUACCAGCUCACGGCGGCCGACAAGCAGCGCUACGUGCUGCGCAAGAAGCCGCCGGGCAAGCUGCUCUCCAAGGCCGCCCACAAGGUCGAGCGCGAGCACCGCAUCAUCGCGGCGCUGGGGCCGACCGACGUGCCCGUGCCGCGCGCCCACGGCCUGUGCGAGGACGCCGCCGUCGUCGGCACGCCCUUCUACAUCAUGGAGUUCCUCGACGGCCGCAUCCUCGAGGACCCGGCCAUGCCCGAGGCGGCGUCGCCGCAGGAGCGCACCGAGCUGUGGCGCCAGGCCGUCGUCACCCUCGCCCGCUUCCACGCCGUCGACUACCGCAGCCCCGCCGUCGGGCUCGACUCGUUCGGCAAGAGCGGCGGCUUCUACGACCGCCAGCUCGCGACCUGGCGGCAGAUCUGCGACGCGCAGGCGCGCGCCGUCGACGCCGACACGGGCAGGCCCGUCGGCCCGCUGCCGCACUUUGACGAGCUGCUGGCCUUCUUCGCGGACCGGUCGCGGCAGCCGCGCGACCGCGCCAGCCUGAUCCACGGCGACUACAAGAUCGACAACAUCGUCUUCCACAAGUCGCAGCCGCGCGUCAUCGGCAUCCUGGACUGGGAGAUGAGCACCGUCGGCCACCCGCUGUCGGACCUGGCCAACCUGAUGCACCCCUUCUACACGGCGGCCAUGCCGGCCAAGUACAGCAGCUCCGAGGCCUUCGUGCCGGGCGCCACCCCGGGCCUGCCCACGCCCGAGACCGUCAUGAAGUGGUACGCCGAGGCUGCCGGCUGGGACCCGCGGCCCGACAUCAACUGGGCCAUGGCCUUCAGCGUCUUCCGCCUGUCGGCCAUCUGCCAGGGCAUCGCGGCCCGCGUCGCCACGCGCCAGGCCAGCAGCGAGCAGGCGCGGAAGCACUCCGAGGCCAUGGGGCCCCUGGCCGAGUUUGCGUGGCAGUUGGUGGAGCGGGAGAAGGCCCAGGUCAGCCUGGCUGCCAAGUUAUAG